This is a messenger RNA of Peromyscus maniculatus bairdii (prairie deer mouse), 3104 nucleotides long. The record is from RefSeq and is a predicted model, not a curated record. NCBI's taxonomy places the organism in Eukaryota, Metazoa, Chordata, Mammalia, Rodentia, Cricetidae.
CGCCGCCGGCCGCCGCCGCCAGGUUGUGCCUGAGACUGUCAGAUAAAGCGGCGGGCCGGCGGGCGGGGCGGCGGUGAGCACGGCCCGGGCCGGACAUGGCGGCGCUCUACGCCUGCACCAAGUGCCACCAGCGCUUCCCCUUCGAGGCGUUGUCUCAGGGGCAGCAGCUGUGCAAGGAAUGCCGGAUUGCUCACCCUGUUGUGAAGUGCACCUACUGCAGGACUGAGUACCAGCAGGAGAGUAAAACCAAUACAAUAUGCAAGAAGUGUGCUCAGAACGUGCAGCUGUAUGGAACGCCUAAGCCUUGUCAGUAUUGCAACAUAAUUGCAGCAUUUAUUGGCAAUAAAUGCCAGCGCUGCACGAACUCAGAGAAGAAGUAUGGACCCCCAUAUUCUUGUGAACAGUGCAAGCAGCAGUGUGCGUUUGACAGGAAAGACGAUCGAAAGAAGGUAGAUGGGAAGCUCCUGUGCUGGCUGUGCACGCUGUCCUACAAGCGUGUCCUUCAGAAGACCAAAGAGCAGAGGAGACACCUGAGCAGCUCUUCUCGAGCCAGCCAUCAGGAGAAGGGGCAGUACAGCCGCCUGGGUGGUGGCGGCCAUUACAACAGCCAGAAAACACUUUCUACAUCUUCAAUUCAAAAUGAAAUCCCAAAGAAAAAAUCCAAGUUUGAGUCAAUCACAACUAACGGAGACAGCUUUUCCCCAGACCUGGCUCUGGACUCCCCUGGCACCGACCACUUCGUCAUCAUUGCCCAGCUGAAGGAAGAGGUGGCCACUCUGAAGAAGAUGCUGCAUCAGAAGGACCAGAUGAUCUUAGAGAAAGAGAAGAAGAUUACAGAGCUGAAGGCUGAUUUUCAGUAUCAGGAGUCUCAAACUCGGGCCAAAAUGAACCAAAUGGAGAAAACCCACAAAGAAGUCACAGAGCAAUUGCAGGCCAAAAACCGAGAGCUUCUCAAACAGGCAGCUGCUUUGUCCAAGAGCAAGAAGUCCGAGAAGUCAGGCAUCAUUACGUCUCCGUGAGGACCACAAGAAGGCUCCCAGCAACAACAGCCGGUGCUCCUGGUCAGGGUUGGCCACCUGGCUGUUCUCUGGGAAUUGUGCUUUCUUACAAAAUCUCUAUUUUCUUACCAUUACCCUUUGUGCGAAUGUAGUGGGCUGAAUGGACACACCUGGUUUGUGCCGUGUUACGACUGCAUGCUGAGCAUUUGGGGCUUCAGGCCCCCUCCUCCUCCCCCUCCUCCUCUCCCUUCUCUUCUCCCUCCUCCUCUCCCUCCUCUGCUCCCCUGUGCUCCUUCCUCCCUCUAUUUUAGUACUCGAUGUUUUCCAUAGUGGUCACUGCUCAGUGUUCUGUGCAGAGUUGCUGUCCACCGGCACACCUGCCAUCCCCACGCGCAAGUAGUCUGUCACCCACUGUGCAUCACUGCCGCCCUCUGAACCUUGAGAACUGCCACCUUGAGACUUCGUGCGCUGAGAGAGGCUUUCUCUCGCCAAUAAACUUUUUGCUUCAGGGUAUACUCUUGGGUUUUUCCAGGUAUAUUAUGUAUGAUCUUUGUACUAUGUAUAGACAGAGUUUUAUUUAUUUUUCAAAAAGGAAACCUUUUCUUGAUAAAGGAAUGAUGGUAGGCUGGCUAGUUCUUGUAAAAGCAAUGCCUCUUCAAAAAAAAAAAAAGAAAAAAAAAAUCCAAACCUGUUUGCUAGCUUUUAGUAAAAGAAUCCAAUCAUUUUUUUCUCGUUACCUUAGAGUCUUAAGGCUAAGGUAAAUGCUGGAGGUGUAAGUGUGGAGCUAAGUGCCUUUGGAGGACUCUGUGGAAGAGCAUUUGAGGAGAUGCUUAGGGUGCAGAGCAUUGACCAGUCUGUCUUUAAGUAAGGGCAGAAAGAACGGUUGUCCAGGUUGUACUGGACGCUUCCCUCCCCCUCCCUCUUCUUUCACAUAAUGUUAAAUUCCCACACUGCCACUUCUUUUUUAAAAACAUCCGCUCGUGUCAGCUGUCACGCCAGGCUGUCAACAGAGCACGGUGUUUUUGUUUUUUUAACAUGAGCAGAUCAAGUGGGAUGAGAUUUGAACUCUUGUGUGUUUCCCGGGGUUAGCAUGGACUGCUUAGGCAUGGGCUGUGUGAUGGGGAGGAGUCUCACUGCACUUCCUCCCUCUGUCCACCCCAUCCUGUGAGCUCCCUGUUCUGACUGAGAAUGUCUAGAGAACAAGGGUUCCUGGCAGCAGCGGGGUCUCCCCCAGCAUGCCCUUCUCCCAUCGUGACCCAGUAGGCAGGUGGGAAGGGAGAGGUUCGGAUGUGGAGCCUCACUCUUGGAUUUUUGUGAAAGAAACUAGAAAUGGGUUGUAUGUACCCUGACCCAGAACAGACCUUGGGAUCAGUGCAGGUGCUGCUGGCGUUAGAGCAGAUCAUGGAGACAGGUGACAUUUAUACCACAGUCCACCAGCGUCAGAGCAGUCACGGUCACUUGUCCACAGUGCUCUCUAGUGUGCGGUGGCAUUCUCAGACAAAUGGACAGAGGUACGGCCAUGAGGGCUCUUUCUGACAGGAGGCUCGAAGGACAUGUUCAUAAAGUACUGUGGUAGGGAACGCAGCUUUCCCUUCUAAGCAGGGAAAACUGCCUUGCUGAAUCGUUUUGUAACUUUUUGAAUGAGAAACUUUUAGGUAAAGAUAAAUUACCAUACGAUAUAUUUCAGGUCAUUUGUGUUGGCUGUGGGAAAAAGUUGGUAGAAAAAGAAUUACAGUCCUGGUCUCUUAAACAAAAGGUAAAACUGAGAACUCGUGCGUGGGAAAUGAGACAGUACACAGACGCUCAUUUAGUUUUAUACUAAAUCUUUUUUUAAGGUCUUAGCAUUUAAUAUUCAGCAAACCUAUACAUUUUCUAAACUACCAUGAGCUCCUGAACGGUAAAGAGGAAACCUCAGUCUUGAAAUGUUGAUUUUUUUAAAAAAUCAUGACAGCGUUUUACCAUGAAAUUGAGUAACUUUUGGUAACACCUUCUGUUUCUUUGUAUGUUUGUAAUAAUGGACAUUUUAAAACAUAGGAAUGUUUUGGUUUGUACAGACUUUGACAGAUGUGUGUUAAUAAAAUUCAUAUUGACUCAGAAAAAAAAAAA